Messenger RNA from Staurois parvus, 1830 nucleotides. The record is from the annotation of a GenBank genome assembly. NCBI's taxonomy places the organism in Eukaryota, Metazoa, Chordata, Amphibia, Anura, Ranidae.
UCCAGCCUUACCUCUCUCUUCUAUGGGGAGCCAAGCGACAAGGAGAAAUCACCAUGUGAAACCAGCCCACCAGACCUCAGUAAUAAAGACCUGGGUUUCUGCUCCUGGCUCAGCUCCAUUUAUCAAAUGAAGGAUGAGGAAAUUCAGAGUAAGUGUGGAGUAGAUGCCAUCACUUACCUCUCCUAUCAGCGCCAUCUUCUAGUGCUGACCUUACUCAUGUGUGUCUUCUCCGUCUCCAUCAUUCUGCCGGUGAACUUCUCUGGGGAUUUGCUGGACGGUCCAGCUCAGUUUGGGCGUACGACCAUCGUCAACGUUCCCACACAGGAUCGUUUUCUCUGGCUGCACAGUAUCUUCGCUCUCCUCUAUUUCCUGCUGACCGUCCUCUGUAUGCGCCAUCACUCGGCCUCAUUACAUUACCGGGAGGAUGACAAGGUGGUGCGAACACUGAUGGUGACCCGAAUCCCACGAGAAAUAUCAGACUCCUCCCUUAUCACCAAACACUUCCAUGAGGCGUACCCCAGCUGUACGGUCACCGAUGUCCAGUUCUGUUAUGACGUCCGACGGCUGAUGAAACUGGACACGGAAAGGCGGCGUGCCAUGAAAGGUCGCAUGUACUUCGCUGGACAGUCUCAGAAUGAGGGGAAGAUCUUAAUAAAAACUCACCCGUGUGCCCGCCUCUGCCCCUGCGACUGCUGCGGAUUCCAGACCCAGGUGGAGGCAGAGCAGUAUUAUGCUGAGCUGGAGGAAAAGCUGACUGAUGAGUUUACAGCCGAGAGGAACCGAAUCCCCCUGAAGAGGCUGGGUGCAGCAUUUGUCACCUUCCAGGAUGAGAGGAUGACAGCAGUGAUUAUCCAGGAUUACGUCCAUCCACGAUGCCGGCGAUCCCCUCAGCAAUCUUCCGUCACUCCGGUCCUUCUUUCGCACCAGUGGGGGGUCCGUUAUGCUCCGGCACCCAAUGACAUCAUCUGGGAGAACUUGGCUGUGUCGGGACCUGUGUGGUGGGUUCGGUUUGCUGGCCUGAACUUGGCAUUAUUUAUUCUGCUUUUCUUUCUGACCACCCCGUCUGUUAUUGUCAGCACCAUGGACAGGUUCAAUGUAACUCAUCCUGUGGAGAAUCUGAGGAAUCCGGUCAUCACCCAGUUCCUGCCCACUCUGCUGCUCUGGAUAUUCUCAGUGUGCCUGCCAUUCAUUGUAUACUACUCGGCAUUCUUGGAGUGUCAGUGGACCAGAUCAAACGAAAACCGGACAACAAUGCACAAGUGUUAUUUUUUCCUGGUGUUCAUGGUCAUCAUACUGCCCUCUCUUGGCCUAACCAGUCUGGACCUAUUCUUCCGCUGGCUGUUUGAUGUGCAUUUCCUGGAGUCAGCCAAUGUCAAGUUACAGUGUGUAUUCCUCCCCAAUAAUGGGGCAUUUUUUGUCAACUAUGUUAUCACUGCCAGUCUGAUCGGCACCGCCAUGGAACUACUGAGAAUUCCAGGUCUCACGGUAUAUGCUGCACGCCUAUGUCUCGCCAAAUCAGUGCCAGAGCGUCUCCACGUGAAGCGGAGUCAGGCCUAUGAGUUCCAGUUUGGUUUGGAGUAUGCCUGGACCACAUGUGUCUUCUCUGUAGUGAUGACCUACAGUAUUAUCUGCCCCAUCAUCGUGCCCUUUGGCCUCAUAUAUCUGCUGCUGAAACACAUGACUGACAGAUACAAUAUAUACUACGCCUAUAUCCCCACCAAGCUGAGCCCGAGCCUGCACAGCGCCGCUGCACAGCAGCUCUUGGCUGCUCCCAUCCUGUGUGUCUUCUGGCUGCUCUUCUUCUCUGUCCUGCGGCUGGGUAAGACCUGA